Molecule: messenger RNA, 2888 nt
Organism: Monodelphis domestica (gray short-tailed opossum)
Lineage: Eukaryota; Metazoa; Chordata; Mammalia; Didelphimorphia; Didelphidae
Source: RefSeq, a predicted model, not a curated record
ACUGAGAAAAAAAAAAGGAAGUCAUUUCAUGAAUAAAAAUCGGAGCGCAACAGUACAACAAACAAUAUUCCACUUGUAAAGGUAACAGACAGGCAAAUGUUUACAAAGGGGGCUCGAAUAAAACUGAGUUUGAAAUUUUUUUUUUGCUAGUUGCAUACAUAUAUAUACGAGCACAGAGAGCUGGUCACUUUUGGAGUCACGGACAGAAGAAGAAAGCUGCAGCCUCAGCCACAGUCAGAAACGGACUAUAGUGAAGAGUCGGAACUGCCGAAUCGCACAGCUUACUGAGAGCUGCACACCACUGACUACGCAGCUUUCCUUUCCCUUCCUUCCUUCUUCCUUCCUUCCUUCCUUCCUUCCUUCCUUCCUUCCUUCCUUCCUUCCUUCCUUCCUUCCUUCCUUCCUUCCUUCCUUCCUUCCUUCCUUCCUUCCUUCCUUCCUUCCUUCCUUCCUUCCUUCCUUCCUUCCUUCCUUCCUUCCUUCCUUCCUUCCUUCCUUCCUUCCCUUCUUCUCUUCUCUCCUAUUUUCUUUUUAGAUGUUUCCUUUUGCCUUUCCUCCUCCAGAUCUUUAGCUGUCUAACUCCUUUUCCUCUCUGCCCCCUCUCCUUCUCCCAGUGUCACACGCCCUCUUAGUUCUGUGUCUGCAAACUUUUGAACAGAAUCCUCGCAUCAGCAAACAAGUCCUCCUCCUCCUCCUGCUCCUGCUGCUGCUGUUCCUGCUCUUUCCUGCAGCUUUUCUUUAGACAAGAGGAGGAGGUGAUGCCACUUACGUUGUGAACUAUUUCGAUUGAAACUUGGAGAAACAGUUUGCCCGCUGUCCUAAUUGGAAUCAAACGCUUUCCGUGCCGAGGUUUAAGAGUUGAAUGAAUGGCAAUGUGUAGCAAAGCGACUCUAGCCUUGCUGAUCUAUGGAAUACUAAUGCAUAGCAGUGUCUACUGCUCACCUGCAGCUGGACUCCAGUUUCCUGCUUUCAGCAGGCUGGAUGAUGGAGUAUAUGAUGAGGAUGGGAACACGCUCCAAGACUUCGCCUUUGAUAAUAGCCGCCCGGGCUUAGGAAAUACAGCAUCCAUGCUGGGGGACGUGUACACGCUCUAUUAUCCAUCGGAAGAGAGACAAACGGAUGAAAUAUUGAAUAAAGCCUACAGGAAAGUCCUUGGCCAGCUGUCUGCGAGGAAGUACCUGCAUUCCCUUAUGACCAAACGCACAGGUGGGGGUAGCGGCGUGGAGGACGACUCUGAACCUCUUUCCAAGCGCCACUCGGACGGAAUCUUCACAGACAGCUAUAGUCGCUACCGGAAACAAAUGGCUGUCAAGAAAUACUUGGCAGCGGUCCUGGGGAAAAGGUAUAAACAAAGAGUUAAAAACAAAGGACGCCGCAUAGCGUUUUUGUAGCGAUGAGUUACCUACCAGCUACCCUGUGUGUACAGUCCUCUUAACAGAACGAAAAGUCAUUUCCAAAACUGACUGAAUAGUCAUCGCGCCUGUGUUCUAUCUAAACAUGUAUUUAUGUAUGAAGUAAAGCCAUUAAAUGAAUAUUUUGAUAAUAAUAUUGUUUUUCUUUUGUACAAAGCACUAGAGAACUCACAGAUCUACUUUGUGGACCAAUCAUUUAAGUUAUAUAUACUAUUAUAAAUAUAUAAAUAUAAUAGAGAACAAUUCAUAUAAAGCGUGCACAAGGAAUGAUAAAUUCGCCUGAGCUGUUUAUGUUUUUAUAUAAAAUAAAUAGAAAAAAGACAAUCAUUGUUUUGGAUAUUACUCUUAUUUUUGUAACUGGAAUUAACAGGAUAGUAUUUUUAUCCACGACAGGGGUGGAGACAUUAAUACUGACCAUUUGCUACUGUACAUAAACACUGAUGCCCUCUAUAAGGGGAUUAUGAGGUUAAUGAUUUGGGAGAAUUGCUGAAGCACAUUCGUCCCCCCAGUGAAUCUCCUUUAAAAAAAAAAAAAGGCUGCCUUAAUUCCAGCCUGUCGUAAAGGGGCACUAUCCCCCUUUCUAGAGAUUUAAAUUUUCCGCUUUCUUUGAUUCCACUUGUAUAUGUAUUUGUGUCUCCUCAAACAGUGAGCUUAGAAGUUAAUUCUCUUGUGGUGAAAGAACAGCUCUCUCCAAAUUGUGCCUCUCUGUUGACUUAGAGCAGUUGAGAAAGAAGGGGUUAGAGGAGGAAAGAAGAAGGCAGAGAAAGGUGACUGAUAAAAACAAACGAGCCCCCUCAUUCUCUGUUCCUUAUGAAUCAGUCACAGGACCAAGAACGUGAAAUUAGAGCAGCUGGAUUAAAGAGUUGGAAAUUUAGAUACAGAAAGAGUCACAGUGUAAGGCAGAAAAGGAAAACCCCAGAGAAUUUUGAGCGGUCAUAGGAUAGGGUCUGAGUAUCUUGAGGCAAAUACAGUCCCACUAACUGACCUUGGGCAGCUCCGUAUUGGAACUUGAUACAAAGUAUAAUGUGUUUCUCUCCAGUGCUGUCCAUUCUUUUCAUCAUGUGAAAUGGCCAGGGUUCUCUCCUUUGAACUAUAUUCAAUUGGAGUUGUUCCUUUCUUUGUUGUUUUCCUGUAGACCCUUCUUCCCCAUCCCCCCCCCCUGCACUAUUUAAUCACUGUUUACCCUUUUCAUUCACUACUUUAAAAAAUUGUGAAUGCUUGUUCUCACUCUUUGUUCUGUUUUAUGCAAGCUCUUAUUGUAAAGUUUAGGAACCCCUGUUGUAGCUACCACUAAAUAAUUAUGCACUAACUACAAAACUUUUGUUCUUUGUUUGUUGAGUUUGGAGGUAAAAUGUAUUUUUCUACAUUAUGCUUAUUGCUCAGUAAAAUUUAUUUCAUAAAUCAUUUUGUCAUAUUAAAAUGUAUAGUGUUCACAUACUGUUCAGUUCUACCCACUGAUAAAUCAUUUUAACAUCA